AUGAUUGCUUCUGAUCUAUUUCUCCAUUCUGCGGCUUACACAAUGAAUGGGAAAGAUCGAGAAAAUAUUUUCAAGUUAAUAAAGCGUGCUAAGGAACUACAAACUGACGAAGAAAAGAAUCAUUUAAGAAAACGAACCGAAGGUCAAUUGCUAAAAUUUACAAAUGUUAUGAAAGGUUACCAGUAUCGUUGGUUUGUGAUAGAUCCAGAUUCAGGAAGGAUAGAAUAUUAUGAGAAAGAAGAUCAUAAACGAUCACUUAAACCCCGUGGAGCCCUAAGUCUUAUAUAUGCCUCCAUUUGUCCUUCAGAUGAAGAUUCACAGACCUUUUUUAUUAACGCCGCAAAUGGUGAUUUAUUAAAACUGAAAGCAAUUGAUGCUAAAGAGAGGCAAUAUUGGGUAGAUCGUCUUCGAGCAGUUGCUGAAUAUCAUUCAGAGAAAGCUGAACAGCAUCCAUUGAUCGCUACUUUAUCUGGGACUUCUGAAUCCUCUAACCAUGUAGAUUCACAAACUACCGGAUCUCAAGUGCCAAAUUCCUCUAAAAGUUCGUGUUCACAGUCAAAUGAAGUUAAUCAUACUAGUGAUCAGUCUACUAAUGGAAAUUUUCCUAUUGCAGACGCUAGUACAUUCCCUGUAUUCUGUCCUGGUCGCCCAUCUGAUCCACGAGUCCAACUUGGAGAAUUAUUUCGUCAGUUAGAGUUGGAAAAUCAUGCACUUUCCACUGUUGUUGAUAGAACCUCCAUUCGAAGUCCGGAAAUUACAGAUGUAUUCAAAAAUCUUCUUUUAUCAAAAGCAACAAGUCAAGCAACAUUAGAUUGUUUAAAACGUUGUAUGGAAUUGAUCAAACAUCAAGAGAUAACAAGUAUAGUAGAAAAUGGUAAAAUGGCUAAAUCGUAUGCUUCAAAUACUACAGACAGUACAAGUUUGUAUCCUAGUGUAUUUAGUACUGUGGUUGACUCAUCUGAAACUUACAAAAUCAAUGAUAUGAAUAUCUCUAAUGGCCUUUCAAGUAGUGUUCAACUAUCCGAAGAAAUGAAGAAUAUUCUUUCUACAUUUCCACUGCCUAUAAAAGAUAUGCAAAUUAAUUGCAAAGAUAUGCCAAACGAUGUAGAUGAAAUCGAUGAUAAUCGUAAUGAUAACAAUGAAGCUUUUGCUAAUAACAAUGAUAAUAAUAGUUCACAAAAACAAAUUAUAAAUUCAUAUAAUGAUGAUGACGAAAAUGAUGAACAUAAUAAAAAAGUCAUUUUACACUUACUUUCUCAAUUAAAAAUUGGUAUGGAAUUAACUAAGGUAGUUUUCCCUACGUUUAUUUUGGCGGAAUAUUCUUUGCUAGAAAUGUUUGCUAAUUAUAUGGCCCAUCCGAAUUUGUUUUGCAGCAUUACUGAUUAUGUAGAUCCUGAAUGGCGUAUGAUAGCAUUUAUUCAAUGGUAUCUUACUACAUUUCAUUCUGGACAUCUGGAUACAAUUGCCAAAAAGCCAUAUAAUCCUAUUAUUGGUGAGACGUUUCAUUGUAGUUGGAUUGUACCACCAGAUCAACUAAACAGUGAAUCAUGUUUAUCAGAAAUAAAUAAAGAUACGUGUAAAAUGUCCACCACCACAAAAAACAAAUACAAUGUACCCAUAGUUAUACGAUAUUGUGCUGAACAAGUUUCUCAUCAUCCAUCUGUUACUGCCUUUCAAUUUUCUUGUCCUAUCAAACAAAUGAAAUUGACUGGUUCAUUGUGUACUCAGUCUAAAUUCCAAGGCAUGAGUGUUUGUGCAGCAAUGUUAGGCAAAUUAAUAUUGAAACUUGGUGAGCAUAAUGACGAAGAGUAUCACUUUUCCCUGCCUACGGUGUACGCUAGAUCAAUUUUAACAGUACCUUGGGUUGAAUUCGGUGAUAAAGUCUCUGUCACAUGCCCUCAAACUGGCUAUUCAGCUGUUAUCACAUUUUUAACUAAGCCACAUUAUGAAGAUAAAUUACAUUGUAUCACUGGAGAAAUUUACAAUACACACAGUAUUUCUCCAACUUCAUCUGAUCGUUCAGCCAAAGGGCCUGGGUCAUCACCAUUAAGUUCAGUUAGAAAUAGCAAUCAUUUAAUUGCACGUAUUUCUGGUGAAUGGAAUAAUAUUAUCAAUUUUGAAGUUUUUAAUAAGAAUUUAAAUAAAUGGUCAGUGAAUGUCAAUCAAUUGCCUGUUUUCUCAAAACAUAUACGUCCUAUUGAAUAUCAACAACCAGAAGAAUCUCGUCGUUUAUGGCAAAAUGUUACUAAAGCUUUACAAUUAAAAAAUUUUAAUUUGGCUACAGAGAAAAAACAAGAACUUGAAGAACGACAACGUUUAAGUGAGAGCUAUCGAGCAUUGUAUAAAUUCGCUUUCCCAGUCAAAUACUUCACAUGGUAUGAAAACUCUUGGAUAUUGAAAACCACUUGUAAUCAAUAAUUUACAUGGAAAUAAUACUAGAAAGUAUUUUGCCAAUAUAUAUAUACAUUACUUUGUAUUUCGUACCUUGAUUGUUAAUUAUUUUUUGUUUCCCUCUUUUUCUAUGUUCUGUUUCUUUUUUUUGUGUAUUUACUACUGAUUUCUUUUUAUCCAUCCAUCUAAAAUAUGUACACUUAUUUUGAUAAUGAGCAUCAUAAGAU
Schistosoma bovis is the source of this 2618-nucleotide messenger RNA. NCBI's taxonomy places the organism in Eukaryota, Metazoa, Platyhelminthes, Trematoda, Strigeidida, Schistosomatidae. The record is from the annotation of a GenBank genome assembly.